AUGGCGUCGAACAUGGCCAUGAACCAGCGCGUCCAGAAGAUCCUGCUCGAGCUCAUGCGCGAGCGCCACAGCCUCUACGCGGGGUUCACGGACGUCGAGCUCAAGUCGAUCCUCAAGUCCCACGCCGGGGACGUGUCGGCGUGCCACGCGACGAUCCAGGGCCUCCAGGACGCCGACGGGGGGACGGGCGACGUCGCCGCGCUCUACCGCGCGCGCCACGGCCUCGAGCCCGGCGACGGCGGCGGCGACGGCGACGGCCGCGGCGAGGCGGCGGACGCGGCGGGCUUCCCGGGCCCCGGGGCCUACGCCGCGGGCGAGGCCGGCGCCUUCGACCGCGGCGCGAAGCGCUACCGGACCGACGGCGCCGAGGAGGAGCGCGGCGGCGGCGAGCCCUCGAAGAAGAAGCGGCACCGGCCGUCGCGAGACCGCGCGCGCGAGCGCAUCGAGCGCCGCGUGCCCCUGACGCGCGAGGGCGUGGACAGCCUCGACUGGAACGAGGCCUGCGAGUACGCCAAGUCCAUGGGCGUGUCCAAGAAGAGCCACACGACGCGCGACGCGUACCGCGACGCGUGCCGGUCGUGGUUCGACGGCCGCGAGCGCGCGGUCUUCGUCCCCGCGCGGGCGCCCAACGCGCCGCGCCAGCGCUGGCAGCGCGCGGGGGCCGACGGGCCCCCCGGCGCGCCCGACGGCCGCGCGCCGCGCCCCGCGGGCCGCCGCGGCGCCUCGCCCGCGGCGCUGAGCCCCCGGGACCAGUUCGCGCGGGCCAAGCGCACGGCGCCCCACGAGGGCUACUCGAGCGACGAGGCCGACGACCACCCGCGCCCGCCCCGCGUCGUCGCCGCGGACACCAUCGAGCCGUCGUCCGACGAGGACGACGACGAGGCCGACGUCACGCCGCCGCCGACGGACGCGCACACGGACGAGCAGCGCGACAUCGCCCGCCUCAUGGUCGCCGGCGUCGCCGGCGGCCGGCCCUAG
This is a messenger RNA of Aureococcus anophagefferens, 978 nucleotides long. RefSeq names its product expressed protein. Lineage: Eukaryota; Pelagophyceae; Pelagomonadales; Pelagomonadaceae. The record is from RefSeq and is a predicted model, not a curated record. The transcript has a single exon. The coding region runs from base 1 to 978 and encodes 325 amino acids.